AUGGCAAGCAAUACCAGUUGGCCACCAACAAUGGCCCCAACCAUCUUCACGGGGGGCAACAUCGGUUUUGACAAGCUCCUGUGGACACUGGAGGACUCAGAGGCCACAGCCAUCACGUUGAAGCUGAUUUCACCUGACGGCGAUGAAAACUAUCCAGGGCAAGUCACUGCGAGGGUGCACUACUCCCUGCCCUCCUCGAGCACCUUGCGGAUCCAGUAUGAAGCCACUACCGAUGCGCCAACCCUCGUGAACCUCACCAACCAUUCGUAUUGGAACCUCGCUGAUGGAGGCAUCUCCAGCGUUUUGGACCAUGAGAUCAGUCUCUUCGCAGAUUUCUACACGCCCGUGGACGACACCUCGAUCCCGACCGGCGAGGUCCGCGCGGUGACGGGGGCGAUGGAUCUGCGACAGAGCGUGAAGAUCGGUAAGGGCAUCAAAGAGGCCGACAACGGCCUUGGCUACGACCAUAACUACGUCUUGCAGGGCAAAUUCGACCCGACCUCCAAGCUGCAGGCUGUGGCGCACGUCUCCCACAGUGGCUCCGGCCGUUGGAUGACGGUGAAGACCGACCAGCCUGGAGUCCAGUUCUACACCGGAAACUACCUCAACGGCUUUCCAGGUCGAACGGGGCAGGGCUACGAGAAGCACCAUGGCUUUUGCCUGGAGACGCAGUGCUUUCCCAACGCCGUGAAUGUGAACGGUGCUCAUUUCAGCAACGUGGUGAGGCGACCCGGCGAGCCGCAGCGGAACGGGGCGACCCGGCGCCUUCCUCGGGCGGCACGCUCGUGCUCUCAGCUCGCUCGCGUCCCGCGCUGCUUCCACGUGGCCGCCCCGCGUGACGAGAUUCGUCACUUCUUUGGCGGCUUCAACCUGGCCGAGGUGGAAUUGGAGCCUGACGUCAAGCAGGAUGUGGAAAUCAUCAGGCGAAGGGUAGAUCAAUUACCUUCCGGACAUGCCUAUGUCUACUUCGAAACUUGGGAGGUCUUCGUCCACUUCGACCUCCGGAGGAGGCGUGCCGCGCCCGGCGCGAGAAGCAACGCUGCUACUUGGGCAGUCGCUUCAUCGAGAUCCAUGUGGACUGGUCGCCGGAUUGGCACGAAGAGUGAUUGCAGAUCGACCGGUUCACGGUGCACUCGCCAGCGGACGGCGUGA
Molecule: messenger RNA, 1152 nt
Organism: Durusdinium trenchii
Lineage: Eukaryota; Dinophyceae; Suessiales; Symbiodiniaceae
Source: the annotation of a GenBank genome assembly